Arxiozyma heterogenica is the source of this 1110-nucleotide messenger RNA. RefSeq names its product protein geranylgeranyltransferase type I subunit CDC43 (gene CDC43). Gene Ontology annotation, biological process: protein geranylgeranylation. NCBI's taxonomy places the organism in Eukaryota, Fungi, Ascomycota, Saccharomycetes, Saccharomycetales, Saccharomycetaceae. Gene Ontology annotation, cellular component: CAAX-protein geranylgeranyltransferase complex. Gene Ontology annotation, molecular function: CAAX-protein geranylgeranyltransferase activity. The transcript has a single exon. Bases 1 to 1110 code for a protein of 369 amino acids. The record is from RefSeq and is a predicted model, not a curated record.
AUGAACACUACAAGUUUAACCAAAACCAUCAAGUUUAUUGAAAGACAUUUGGAUCUUUUACCAAGUCACCAACAAUCUCAUGAUGUAAAUAAGUUUGCGUUAAUAUUUUAUUCCAUAGUUUCCCUUUCCGCACUAAAUCAGGACGUCACGGAUAAAUACUAUAAAUAUAUCAAAUGGAUUAGAAGCCAUUAUAUAAGAAUAACUAUUAAUAAUGAUAAAAAAAUUAGUGGGUUUGUAGGAAGCUUAACUUUAAAGACUGAUAAUGUGACAGCUAUUAGUCUACCUAACACACUAUUUGCAUUAUUAACACUACUAAUUAUAGGAGAUGAGACCAUUUUUAUGAAUGAUAAAAUUAAGCAUGAAAUCAAAGAAUUUGUUUCACAUUGUCAGAUAAAGACUCACGGCGGAUUUGUUUCAACUCUAGAUUAUCACACUUCAGAACCCUCUCCUACAGACUCCCACGAUCUAAGGUUUGCAUAUAUUGCAGUAGCCAUCUUAUAUAUAUUAGGGUGUAGAUCUGAUGAAGACUUCAAAAAAUAUAUUGAUAUAGAUAAGUUGUUAGGAUACAUUACCAUACAACAAUGCGACUCAGGUGCAUAUGGUGAAGAAAAUGAACCACAUGCAGGUUAUACAUCUUGUGCCAUAUCUAUACUAUAUAUUCUAAAAAAGUUAGAUACACUCUCUUCCGGAUUUAAACAAAAAACUGUAGAAUGGUUAUUAAUGAGACAGGUAUCUAAUGAAGGUUGUAUGAAAUUACAAAAUGGAUCAAAUGAAAAUUAUGAUUUAAUUGAUCAUGGUGGCUUCCAAGGCAGAGAGAAUAAAUUUGCUGAUACAUGCUAUGCAUUUUGGUGUUUAAAUUCUUUGAAAUUACUAUGUGGUAAUAGUUGGAAACAAUUAAUAAAUUAUAAACUUGUUGAGAAGUACUUAACAAAUACCACACAAAAUAGGCUCAUAGGAGGAUAUCAAAAAAAUAAUGAAACUGAUCCCGACUUAUAUCAUACAUGUCUUGGAAUUGCAGCAGUCCAAUUAAUUCAUAAUAACUUCGAUGGCGCUUUAUUUAUUCCAGCACCAGUGGCUGCAGAGUAUAAUUUAUUGUAUUCAAACCAAUAA